AUGAAUGGUAUGCCACAGCAUGGACAUCUCUCAACGGUGGUUCACGCUGCUUGUCAAGUUAUUGGCAAAUCCGCAUUCUUACAGCAACGAAUUGAUGCAUCUUCUGCGCUGGGUAGCAAGGCUGUAGCGGUGCUCGCCUAUAUUCUACUACCCCCACUCGCUUGCAAGGGUUCAUCCUGAUCCACCAUGUCCAAUCUCGGGACACAGCCUCUACAACCGGUUGCCGUAACUCACGAACCUCAAACCAACACCGAUGCGGAGGCGAAACCAAAGACCGUGCCAUUGGAUGUGGAGACUGCCAACAACCAGGAAUCAGAUUCCGCAGUGACACCAACUCCGUUCGGGUUGGGAUUGGAGGGGACACAAUCAAGCACAACACUCACUGACGAAGACGCAAAACCGAGUACUGCAACUUUGGAUGUACAGGCUGCCAACAGUCAUGAAUCAGAUUCCACGGUAACCCCAACUCCGCUGAAGCUGGAGGGUGCACAAUCAAGUACAACACCUAUAGGACUGGAUUCUCUCCUGUCGCCUAAGGAUCCGGAUGCGCAUUUCCCUCUUCGGGAGUCUAUUGCCGCAUCUGAAGCUACAGAUGAAGACUCUAGAUUUUCUACAGUAUUACUUAGUGCACGUCAAAGCAUGGAAGUGACAGGCCUUGCCGAUGAUACCACUACCACCUCGACUCUGGAUCCGGUCGCGGAAGAUGGAGAUGAACGAAGGAAUACACUCAGCGGAAACGACCUCAUAACAAUGGUGCACAGGAAUCGCGUACACAAAAAGACUGCUUCAACUUCUACCAUCGUCUCUGCCAAUAAUGUACCGUUCAUAUUGUCCCGCUUGGAUGCCCAGAUGGACGAGGAGAAACACGGUUCCAAUCGAAGUAGUCUCGAUGGGCAACAGAAGCUACAGGAGGACUUCAGCCGUCUGCAACUUGGUGAACAACAGAGUCUCAAGCCAGCGAAAAGCUCUUCGGAUAUUGACUGGGACUUCUGGGGGGAUGUUGUAUCUGAUUACCAAACGUUUGCUGCUGAACGUCCUGAGGAGCUGGCCAAAGCUAUCGAGAGGGGCAUCCCCAAGACGCUCCGUGGUAUGAUUUGGCAGUUAAUGUCUGCUUCAAAGGAUCCAGAGCUUGAACAGACAUAUUUGCGUCUGCUUAAGGAGACUAGUUCUCAUGAGAAAGCUAUCAACCGGGAUCUUGGACGAACCUUUCCUCAUCAUGCAUUUUUCACGGAUGGUCAUGGUAUCGGCCAAGAGAAUCUAUUCAAUGUCCUAAAAGCAUAUUCAAUCUACGACCCUCAAGUAGGCUACUGUCAAGGUCUCCCAUUUGUGGUUGCUGUCUUGUUACUCAAUAUGCCCGACGAAGAAGCUUUCUGUCUUCUCGUCAGACUGAUGCAUUCCUACGAUCUGAGAGGACACUUCCUCCCUGAGAUGCCGAAGUUGCAGUUGCGACUGUUGCAGUUUGAUAGACUCAUUGAGGAGUUACUCCCCGUCCUCCAUGUCCAUUUCAUUCGGCAAGGCGUCAAGUCUAGCAUGUUCUGUUCCCAGUGGUUCCUAACGAUGUUCAGCUAUCGGUUUCCUUUGGACAUUGUCUUCCGAAUAUACGAUAAUUGUCUUGCGAGCGGCAUCGAGGCGAUGUUCGCGUUCAGUAUGAUCCUCCUAGUCAAGAAUGAAGAAACGUUGUUGUCCCUCAAGUUCGACCAGCUUCCCGACUUUCUAAACACACGCGUUUUCGAGGUUUACCAGCUGAAUAAGGACGCUGGCGAUUCCAGUGAACCCAAGUAUGACGUAGACCAGUUUGUUCAAGAUGCCGUUGCGCUUAAGAUCACGCCGUUCAUGCUGGAUAGUUAUGCCCACGAGUAUGAAGAGCUUGUGAGGACAAGGGACGCUCAUGCCAUCGAGAUGGAAGCGCUACGGUCCAGCAAUCGCAAACUUUCUACCCAGGUCAAUUCGUUGGAAUCGAGCAUGGCUCAGCUCAAUACUGAGCACUGCGAAGUACUGACUGAACUUGUGCGUGCACGUCUACGUAAUGAGGAACUCGAGUCAGAGUUAGUUCGAUACAAACUUCUAUAUGCCGAAGCCAUGCAUCAGAGUGAAGACGCCUUGUCCUCGCAUCGAAUAUCAACAAACCUCAGCCGGAGAGGUAGCGGCGUACUGUAGCGGGAAUACAUACCUAUAAAUUUGUAGUCAUCUGCAGUGUUGCGUUCAUUCUCGUUCCGAGUUACAAAUUUGGAGUCGUUUUCGAUUUGUUUUCUGUUGCACAUAUUCCAUAGAUCAUACCCAAUGUAUCAUACUGCACUCAAGGUUCAUCGUCACAUAUAAGUUCAUUGGUGAGGA
Molecule: messenger RNA, 2334 nt
Organism: Somion occarium
Lineage: Eukaryota; Fungi; Basidiomycota; Agaricomycetes; Polyporales; Cerrenaceae
Source: the annotation of a GenBank genome assembly